UCCCACGCUCACUCAGCAAAGGGCUCACAGGGCGUUAGGCAAAGAGGGACCUCGAGAAGCGCCCAAGCUAUUCCCUAUUCCCCACUGGCACGCACAGCAGGCUGAUACCCUGUCCUACUGUAUAUGCCUGCACGCUUCGCUGUAGUGUCCCCACUCCUCCCAUUCCCCUUUGGGCAAAAGUCAUCGCCAAAGAUGCUCGCUGCAUACGCCUCCCCAACCGUCAUCCUCCCCACCAACACCCAAGAAGUCCCCACCACCCUCAUCCUCGGCGGAAAACGUCUCUCCCUCUCAUCCUCCCGUACACCAUCCAUCACCCUGCCCGGCGGAGGCCGCUCCCUUACCGGUCUAUGUGUUCCAUCACGGCAAUUAACGAAAAAACAGCAGCAACCAAAACCGCGACGGAAAGAUGAGAAUAAACGACGUCCGUUUUGUCCGGCAGGUGUGAAUGUGGGGAGUGGGGGGGGAUGGAGGCCCAGGUCUAUGCCGGAGAUUAAUGGGAAGAUUAUUGGGGUGGGGAGGGAUUCUACACAUGAGCAGCCUCAACAUGCGUCUCAAAGCAACAGCAGCAGCAGAAGCACCGUGUCGUUGCCAUCGACAUCCACGUUUAGAGCGACUGCAGUAGCGAAAACGAAGCAGAAAAAACCGCCGGGGAAUUUGGUCAGGGCGGAUAGGACAGAGUCGAGGAGUACGGUGGCGAGUGGGAGUAGUGCUAGUAGCUGUGAGUCACGCAAAGAAAGUAUUCCAUGAGGGAUGGAAGGGGAAUUAUAAUCGGUUCUUUUUUCCGUGUAGCGACCACGGCAUCUGUUGAAGGCGGCUUGACGAACCGCACCCUAAAACGACGCCUCAAACAACUCAGUGAGUUCCCUCCCAACCCUUCCACGCUCAUCCCAACUCAACCUUAAUGAUCGCACCCCAACACUCUCAACAGUCAACACU
Messenger RNA from Fimicolochytrium jonesii, 936 nucleotides. RefSeq lists its product as uncharacterized. The record is from RefSeq and is a predicted model, not a curated record. Bases 124 to 747 code for a protein of 207 amino acids. Lineage: Eukaryota; Fungi; Chytridiomycota; Chytridiomycetes; Spizellomycetales; Powellomycetaceae. The transcript is spliced from 3 exons.